AUGGAACCAUAUGAGCGUUUAGCUCUGCUCCGACAGGAUUUAUUCCUUCUGAAUGAAAAGUCUGAAAAAACAAAAUUAUCAAUCAGAAAGACGCUAAAGGAAAUAGUUGUGGAUAAAAAAACACCCCCAAAGGUCCUGGCCUCCAUCGAGCAAGCCAAGGCCGAGAUUUCAUCGAGCAGAAUAUUACAGUUGACUCUGGGAGUUGGCGAGCUGAAGCUUCCUGAGAAGCUGAAGUACAAGUACAAGAGCGCAUACGAAACGUUCAAGCUCACAUCGACCAUCAUUGUCACGCUGUUCACCCUUUUGAACCUGCUGAUCUCCCAGAGCAAAAUUAUGGACACUCUGCAAAUUCUCACACAAAUGUACAUAUACUCCACGCUCACCAUACGAGAGCACAUUUUGAUCAACAACGGAAGCCACAUCAAGAAAUGGUGGAUACUCCACCACUACAUAUGCAUUGUCAUAACGGGAAUGAUGCUGACCUGUCCGGAAGAGUCUUUUUCCCUUAUCAGAACCCCCGUGCUGAAGUUUCUUUUUCUUCUUUCGUGCUCGCAGGUUGUCCAGUACCAGUACCAGAUGCGAAGGCUCUACGUUCUGCGCGCUCUGAAGAAAGCAGACCCCUUGGAAAUAACGAGCGAUGUGAUGAAUGUCUCUCUUAUUGCGAACUUGUGGGUGGCCGUUGCAAUUCUUGUGCUAUUCCAGUUUAUCCAGAUAUACGUGUCGUACUACAUAUACACACUGCACGUAGUUCACAAAUGGACGAACUAUCAGCCGCUUAUUGGGGCCAUACUGAUAUGUGUGAUGGCUUUUGGGAAUAUGUUUACGAUUUUCUACACGUGCUACAACAAAGGGCUUAUACAUAAAUAG
Molecule: messenger RNA, 867 nt
Organism: Nematocida minor
Lineage: Eukaryota; Fungi; Microsporidia
Exons: 1
Coding region: 1-867 (288 amino acids)
Cellular component (GO): membrane
Source: RefSeq, a predicted model, not a curated record